UUUUUGGUCCACAUUUUUCUUCCUUCGUCAUCAUUUUGUCAUUAUCAUCAUCAUACCAUUCACCACCUUCGGUUACGUUCAUCACUACAUAUACAUACUCAUUCACAAUUUUAUUUCAAUCAAUCUUUUCUUCACUACGCUACAUUUUCAUGGAUUCUCAUGAACCACAACAACCACACCCUCACCCUCACCCAGACCACCUUCAAUUGGAAAAUGUUGUACUAGUGGAUCCUAAUCCAUUCACAAACACUGUUUUGACCACCAUGAUGGAACCGAUCACUGCUCGAUUCCCUCAACUCCACAUGAACACUAACCAACCCCCUCAUUCCGAGCCUCUCAACAACAACAUUCCUUCUACCUUGAAACCAUGUGUGACUGCUUCCUCUGGAUCUGGUUCAAUCCAUAAAAAAAAGGGUCGACCGAGGAAGUAUUUUCCUGAUGGAAACAUUGCUUUGGUCUCAAGCCCAGCCCUGGAUGCUACCAUUACUUCUCAUUCUUCUUCCAUUGCCAAUAAGAGUACUAGGGGAAGAGGAAGGCCCCGUGGAUCAUUGAACAAGAAGAAGAAAGUUGAAGUGUCUGGAGUUAGUGGAACUGGUUUCUCUCAACAUGUGAUCACUGUGAACCCUGGAGAGGACAUUGUUAUGAAACUUAAGACUUUUUGUCAAGGAGGACCUAAUACAGAUAUGUGCAUUCUUUCUGCUCAUGGUUUAGUUGGUACUGUAGCUCUUCAUCAGUCAGGAACCAUUGUUCUUCGUGAGGGUCGAUUUGAGAUUUUAUCUCUAUCAGGAAUGUUAGAAGAAUUUGACAACAAAAAUGGCUUUAAGACAAUGGGUUACUUUAAGGUGUCUUUAGUGGAUCCUAAUUUAAACGUUUUGGGAGGUGUAGUUGCUGAUAAGCUUAUUGCGGCAUCCUUCGUAAAGGUUAUAGUGGGUAGUUUUACUUUGGAUGGCAAAAAUUGUAGCUCAAGUAACCUGAAAUUGGGGUCUUCUUCAAUGACGAUAUCUCAAUUUGCUGCUCCUAGGACUCCAACUAGUGCUGCUGCCUCUCAAGGGCCUUCAUCUAUGUCCUAUGGCAACAAUGAGAAUAUUCCCUUCGAUCAAGUGCUUGGAAUCUACAAUAAUGAUAGUGAACCCAUUCCUACAUUAUCGAUGUACCAACAAAUUGACUCACCAAACUCGAAGUGAGGAUGAGCUUCUAGGCUCAUCGGUGUAGAAGCAGGUUAUUUGCAUGGUGAUUGUUCGAUGUUCUGGCUGGAGGUUGAAUUCUAAAAGGGUGAUUUGAAUAAUUGGGACAAUUUUAUGGGAGUUUAUCUAUCAGUUUUUAUUAUGUUUCUUUUAUAUUUUCUGCUGAUUUGGAUUUAAAAACCAUUUAUAAAACAUUUCAAGCGAUGGUUGCUUUUGUUUAAUCAUAUUAUUGAGGUUUUAGAUCCUCUUAUGACAA
Molecule: messenger RNA, 1440 nt
Organism: Medicago truncatula (barrel medic)
Lineage: Eukaryota; Viridiplantae; Streptophyta; Magnoliopsida; Fabales; Fabaceae
Product: AT-hook motif nuclear-localized protein 10
Exons: 5
Coding region: 150-1184 (344 amino acids)
Molecular function (GO): minor groove of adenine-thymine-rich DNA binding
Source: RefSeq, a predicted model, not a curated record